Molecule: messenger RNA, 1074 nt
Organism: Plasmodium adleri (nom. inval.)
Lineage: Eukaryota; Apicomplexa; Aconoidasida; Haemosporida; Plasmodiidae
Product: lysophospholipase, putative
Exons: 1
Coding region: 1-1074 (357 amino acids)
Cellular component (GO): membrane
Molecular function (GO): lipase activity
Source: RefSeq, a predicted model, not a curated record
AUGACAGAAAGUGAUAUUAUUUAUGAUGAAAAUACUAAAGACAGAGCCGUAGUUUCUUCAUUUUGUAAUAAGGAUGGUUUGAAUAUAAAAAGUUAUUCUUGGGUAGUCAAAAAAGCUUUAGGUAUUAUAAUAUUAAUACAUGGAUUAGCUUCUCAUUUGAGGUUUGGAUUUUUAAACAAGAAUGCAAAGAUUGUAAGUGAUGAUCAUGCAGUUUUAAUUGAUGGAGAUAAUUAUUUUGUAUAUGAAGGUAGUUGGAUUGAGAAGUUAAACCAGAAUGGUUAUUCUGUAUAUGGUUUGGAUUUACAAGGACAUGGAGAAUCUGAUGGAUAUCAGAAUUUAAAGCUACAUAUUAACAAUUAUGAUGAUUAUAUAUAUGAUUUAAUAGAUUUUAUUAAAAGAGUUAAAAAAUCAAGUAUUUUAGAAUCUAGAAAGGAACGUAAUGCAUUAGAUAAUGAACAAAUUGAAACAUUAGAAAAUCCUCCGAUAUAUAUAGCAGGUUUUUCUAUGGGUGCAAAUAUAAUGUUAAGAGCUAUGGAAUUAUUAAAUAAUGCAAAUGAUGAUUUAAUUACUAAGGGACAUAUAAAAGGACUUGUAUCACUAGCUGGAAUGUUUUCAAUUAAGAGAGUUGGAUCAGUUGAUUCCUUCAAAUAUAAAUAUAUUACUUCUCCAAGUAUGAAUUUAUUGUCUUCUUUACGUCCAACUAAUAGAUUAAGUAAGAAUACUAAAGGCUACAAACGAUUUCCAUAUAUUAAUGAUCUUAUAUCUUUUGAUAAAGUCAGAUAUAAUGGAACAAUAACAAACAAGCUUGCGUAUGCUUUAAUGAAUUCAGUUGUUACAUUAAAUAAAAAUAUGGAUAGCAUACCUAAAAAUAUUCCUAUAUUAUUUAUACAUUCAAAAACGGAUAAUAUAUGCACUUAUGAAGAUGCAUUAUCGUUUUUUAAUAAAUUAAAUAAUAAAAAUAAAGAAAUUUAUACCUUAGAAAAUAUGAGUCAUGUCAUAACACUGGAACCAGGAAAUGAAAAAGCUCUAAAUAAAAUGAUUAAAUGGUUAAAAAAUACAGAUGAAAAAAAGUAA